Lampris incognitus (smalleye Pacific opah) is the source of this 3419-nucleotide messenger RNA. It is a transcript of the gene kif3a, whose product is annotated as kinesin family member 3A. Gene Ontology annotation, molecular function: microtubule binding; microtubule motor activity; ATP binding. Lineage: Eukaryota; Metazoa; Chordata; Actinopteri; Lampriformes; Lampridae. The coding region runs from base 140 to 2254 and encodes 704 amino acids. Gene Ontology annotation, biological process: microtubule-based movement. The transcript is spliced from 17 exons. The record is from RefSeq and is a predicted model, not a curated record.
GACAGCAAUCUCUGUCCUGGAUGAUGAUAUGGGUACUGCGCUGCUAUUUAUGUCGUUCUGAUUAUAUGAAAACCCAAAAUCUUAACUCCUUCGCUUUUUCAAGAAUAACAGGCAGUACUGUUUUUUCCGAAGUUUUAACAUGCCGAGCAAUAAGCUUGAUAAACCCGAAAAGCUGGAGAUAAGUGAUAAUGUCAAAGUGGUGGUGAGAUGUCGUCCACUCAACCAGAAAGAGAAAAUGAUGGGCCACAAACAGGCCGUCAUUGUGGAUGAGAUCCGAGGGACCAUAACAGUGAACAAGCUGGAAACUCCCCAUGAGCCUCCCAAGACCUUCACCUUUGACACCGUGUUUGGUCCUGACAGCAAACAGCUGGAUGUUUACAAUCUCACAGCUCGUCCAAUCAUUGAUUCAGUUUUAGAGGGUUACAAUGGCACUAUCUUUGCAUAUGGGCAGACUGGUACUGGAAAAACAUUUACCAUGGAGGGUGUUCGGGCAGUGCCAGAACUCAGAGGGAUAAUCCCUAACUCCUUCGCUCAUGUGUUUGGUCAUAUUGCCAAAGCAGAGGGAGACACCCGGUUUUUGGUUCGUGUGUCAUACCUUGAGAUUUACAAUGAGGAAGUGCGGGACUUGUUGGGCAAGGACCAGAUGCAAAGGCUAGAGGUGAAAGAAAGACCUGAUGUUGGUGUAUAUAUCAAAGACCUCUCUGGUUAUGUGGUGAACAAUGCUGAUGACAUGGACAGAAUCAUGACGCUGGGGCACAAAAAUCGCUCUGUUGGUGCCACCAACAUGAACGAGCACAGUUCUCGCUCCCACGCCAUUUUCACCAUCACUAUUGAGUGCAGUGAGAAAGGUGUUGAUGGAAAUCAACAUGUUCGCAUGGGCAAACUUCAUCUGGUUGAUCUUGCGGGCUCUGAGAGGCAGGGAAAGACUGGAGCCACAGGGCAGCGUUUAAAAGAGGCAACAAAGAUCAAUCUAUCUCUGUCAACCCUGGGUAAUGUCAUCUCUGCUCUGGUGGAUGGAAAGAGUACACAUGUGCCCUACAGGAACUCUAAACUCACCCGCCUGCUGCAGGAUUCCCUCGGAGGAAACUCCAAGACCAUGAUGUGUGCAAAUAUAGGCCCAGCAGACUAUAACUAUGAUGAAACCAUCAGCACCCUGCGCUAUGCUAAUCGAGCCAAGAACAUCAAGAACAAAGCCAGGAUCAAUGAAGACCCUAAAGAUGCCCUGCUGCGCCAGUUUCAGAAGGAGAUUGAGGAGCUGAAGAAGAAACUAGAAGAAGGGGAGGAAAUCUCUGGAUCAGAGGGCAGUGGAUCAGAAGAGAUGGAUGAAGGUGAUGAGGAAGGAGGGGAGACGGGAGAAGGCCGAAAGAGAAGAAGAGGGAAGAAGAAGGUUUCCCCAGACAAGAUGGUGGAGAUGCAGGCUAAGAUUGAAGAGGAGAGGAAGGCCCUGGAAGCCAAGCUGGACAUGGAGGAAGAGGAGAGGAACAAGGCAAGGGCUGAGCUGGAGAAGAGGGAAAAGGACCUUCUGAAAGCCCAGCAGGAACACCAUCUUCUGCUUGAGAAGUUGUCUGCUCUAGAGAAGAAAGUGAUUGUGGGUGGAGUGGACCUCCUGGCUAAGGCUGAGGAGCAGGAGAAACUCCUGCAGGAGUCCAACAAUGAGCUCGAGGAACGCCGCAGGAGGGCUGAGCAGCUCCGCAAAGAACUUGAGGAGAAAGAGCAAGAGCGUCUAGACAUUGAGGAGAAAUACACCAGCCUUCAGGAGGAGGCCCAAGGAAAGACAAAGAAACUGAAGAAAGUGUGGACCAUGCUGAUGGCUGCAAAAUCAGAAAUGGCUGAUCUGCAGCAAGAGCAUCUCCGGGAGAGAGAGGGCCUCUCAGAGAACAUUCGCCAGCUGAGUCGAGAGCUCCAGCUGCAGAUGCUUAUCAUAGACAACUUCAUUCCCCAGGAAUACCAGGAGAUGAUAGAGAAUUACGUGCACUGGAAUGAAGAUAUUGGAGAAUGGCAAUUGAAAUGUGUGGCAUACACUGGCAACAAUAUGAGAAAACAGACCCCUGCACCAGACAAGAAAGAAAAAGAUCCAUUUGAAGUAGACCUGUCUCACGUGUACUUGGUGUACACAGAGGAGAGCAUGCGGCAAUCACUGAUGAGACUAGAGAGGCCAAGGACCUCGAAAAGCAGCAAAAGUGGCCGCCCCAAGACUGGCCGGAGGAAAAGAUCUGCUAAGCCAGAGGCGGUAUUAGAAUCUCUUCUGCAGUGAAGUUGGUUCGGAAGACGGUGACUGCAAUUUACAUGUUACAUUUGGAAAAGGAGUCCUUUGUGGAGUCCACAGACUUUAUUGUUGAACUUUAUUUGACAGAUUAUCUGAAUACACUGUAUGGCCAAAAAGGUCUUAAAUGUGAAGAAGAUGUUUUGCAGAGCAUCCACCUUAGGAUCAGACUUCUUGGUCAACAAAGACUUGUUGUUUGUAUAAUGUAAGUCUUGUUUGAGUAUGGUCAGCAUCUUUACGGUGCCUUUGGACACUUUUUGGUGGCGACUGCCUCUGUUUUGAAAUUGUGCUAUUUUACAGCCCUCUUAAAUUAAGGUGAAACUAAACCUCUAACAAGAUUUAUGUUACUUCACUGAUUUUGGGCUGCCAGGUCAGCACUUGUGAAUAUGAACAACGCUUCCAAAACUAGAAUUCACAGAGAUAACAGGAUAAGGGAGGAUGACUUUGUGGACUUCUGAUCUAAAAACCCCUAGCAGAGUUUCACUGUUGAUUGCUAUCAGACUAUCCCUGAAACACCGAACCUGUCACAUGGGGGCAUGAUCACAGAUGAAGCCUUAUACGGGCUUUAAAGAGGUUUCAGGCUUACAGAGAAACUUGUUCAUGUUAAGUUAACUCUGCUUCAUUAGUUUAUGAUCAUAACAGUAACAUAAUAAUGUGAACAUAUUAACUUGAGGUUAGAAACAUAUACUUUGGGCACAAGCUUUAGUCUUAAACACUUGUUUUUCAUGUUAAAAAAAGCGAAGAGGGGUCUUCAACUUCUUCCAUUGAGUCUUGUUGUAUGCUAGAACACUGGUAAUCAUUUACCCAAAUAUUAAGCAUUUCAAAUAGGGGAAUCAAAUUACAAAUAUUGUAAUCAAACUGAAUGUCAAACUUGCUUUCUUUUUGGUCAAAAUGAUAGGACAUGCAUGCCAUUCAGCUCCUACAGUAGUACCAUUUGCAUGUGAUACACUAAGCAGUUAAUUUUUAGCUUUUAAACCAUUUCAAAUGUCUUAACACUUCUCUUAUUGAGACAUAGUAUAUGCCUUUGUAUAAUGCACUAGGAUGUGUUUUAUUUAUGGAGCUCAUUUCAUCUUCGUGGUAUAUUGUAGUGAAAGAGCGCUGACUUAAUUUUGUAUUACACUGUAUGUCGAAUGUUUACGUCCACCUGCUAUCUCUC